This is a messenger RNA of Moneuplotes crassus, 2876 nucleotides long. The record is from the annotation of a GenBank genome assembly. NCBI's taxonomy places the organism in Eukaryota, Ciliophora, Spirotrichea, Euplotida, Euplotidae.
GAAAAUUCAAAAUGAAGCAUUACAAGAGAGCCUCCAAUAAAAUAACUGCAUUUUCAACUUCAAAGAAGCAGACUACUAGCCAGGCUGCUCAAAGGAUAGAGGAACGGAAAUAAGAAAAAUGAAGAAAUGCUUCACCAGAUGCAGAAUAGGAUAAACAGCCAGAGUAAAUAAAAUGCUUGAUGACCAUCUAAAUACGAGAAACUUAGACAAAAAUUUUGAAAGCCGGACUUGAAAGGACACUAAUAGUGAAGCAAACAAGGUAAAGCAUACCACAAAUACUCUUAAAUAAAUCCAAGAAGCCUUUUGACACUUCAUACAGUAAGGCUUCAAUGGAGAGUAGGAAGAAGGGAUCUACUAAGACCAAAUCUAUCUCAUCUGAACUGAAUACCCAGACACAUGCAGAUUUUAGGAAGGGAGAUAACAAGAGCCAUGCCAGUCAUUCUAUUGUCUCUCAGAAAAAGAAAAGUGGAAGUGGAGAAAAGAAAUGAAGGCGAAAAGCGCCUAAUAAGAGCUCAGCUCUCCAUCAUCAGAAGAUGAAUGUUAAAAAUAAAAAAGUCAAAAAUUAUAGUAAGGAAAGCAACAGUAAGCAUCUGAGUCAAAUGAAGAUUGAGAAUACAGAGUCUGAGAGAGCACCUGUAGUGUUCUGUAAGAGAGGAGCCAAGAGAAAGCAGAUUAUUGAUCAGGAUUCAGACCAGUUUAGCCAGGCGAAGCAAUCUUUAUUAGAAGCUAAGGAGCCAGACCCUGAUGUUUUGUCAAAGAAUUCUUAUCUUUUCUCUCACGAACUCAGCUCAGAUGGGAAUACUUCAGCUCUGAAACCAAAAGAUUUUGGAAUUAGUGAAAUUGUCAAUGUGCAUACAAAAAGUGGGGGGAAAUUUAGUAAAACAGCUUCACUCAAGAAAUCUACAUUCCUUGGGGAAGAAGAGGAGGCAGAUUUGAUGAAUGUCAAUGAAUUUGACACUUAUGAAGACUACUAUGACAAUAGAUUAGUUAAAAUAGGUAAAUUGGCUGGACAUGGGAGAGUUCUUAAAACUUUACCAAUAACAAAGGAGAGCUUCUUAAACUGGCAAAAACAAAGCAUUCUCAAAUCUUUUGCUACUUCUCAAGAAGCCUCGUUUGUGUCGAAUAGACCAACUGAGCGUAUAGAGCCUGACAAGAUCAUGAAUGAAGUUAUUAAUCCUAGCAGACUCUUAGAAUCAGAGAAGAAAAGAUUUAAAAAUGAUAUAAUUCAAAAUAAUUCCAGGAAACCUACUAACUAUAAGCAAUUAGCUGCUGAAGGAAGUAGUCCUGGCCAAUUCUCAACUCCAUACUUAGACGAAUCCAGUAUUUUUGAAGAAUGCCAUCACGAUUCUGGCUACAGAGAGCCUUCACAUUCUUCAAUGAGAAGAGUUGAGGAAAUCAAGGAACAAAGGAAAGGAAAGUUACACAACUGAAACAAAGUGCAUGACUAUAACUUUCUCAAAGCCCAUGAGCCUAAGGACAGCGUAGCUAUUACCAGCAAUAGCGGCGAUAAUGGGCUCUUCAUGAAGGAAACUAUGGAUUGCAUCGAAACAUAUGAAGAGUUUGAAUCUCCAGAGAUUUCUGACGGAGAGGCCCAAAAUACUCCUAUAUUUACAAAUACUGAACAAGAAAGAAGCUUUGCUAAAAAUGAUUUGCUCAAGAAUAUUACUGAAGAGAAGUUGUCAGAUAUAGUUUCAACUCCAGAAAGAGAGAAGUUUGGUAAUCCCAAGAACUAUAGUACAGAAAUGGUGAGAAUCGAAUCUUCUGAGCAAAGAAGUAAUAAAAGUAUUGAUCUCAAUAACUUGGUCACUAAGGUCAAUAUUGGCCUGCCCUUUGUGCCAAAUAAGAAAGAUGAGUGAAUCCCAGAAGCAAUGGUGCACGAGCAAGGCCAAAAUAGUGUUGAAGAAGACAAGCAACCUUCUAUAAAAAAUUUGAAACAGAAUGAAGAUCGUGAUGCUCAAAUCACAAAAUAUGUUGAGAAAGAUAUAACGAAUAGUAUUGGAUCUAUCAAUAAAUCAGAUGUUUCUAUCGAUAAUAGCUGAGAUGAUAGUCAGAAGCUAGAAGAAGGUGAAGGUGAAGAGCAUCAGUCAGAACUUCACAAAGCUCAUUUAAUUCAAACUCUUCAAGCAAUUCAGUAUAUCAGAACCUUGGAUAACCAUUUUGAUUUGGAAGGAAAAUACCUUGAGUUACCCCCACAUCCGAUGUUUAAAAGUCCGGAAACUACAAAGACGAUUAUAUUUGACCUUGAUGAAACACUUGUGCAUUGUGUGGAUGAACCGGAGACAGAUAAUCCACACGUAGUUUUAAAAGUCACGUUUCCAACAGGAGAAACAGUUGAUGCAGGGAUUAACAUCAGGCCAUACGCUAUUGAGUGCUUGAAGGAAGCAAACAAAUAUUUCCAAGUAGUUGUCUUUACAGCAUCUCAUCAAUCCUAUGCUGAUGUUGUCUUGGAUUAUCUCGAUCCAAACAGAGAGCUCAUUCAACACCGGCUUUAUAGAAACUCUUGAGUCCAGACAAAGGAAGGAGUCUACAUUAAAGACCUGAGAAUAAUAGUAAAUAGAUCAAUGGAAAACAUAUGCAUCGUUGAUAAUGCAGUGUACUCGUUUGGGUUUCAAUUAGACAAUGGAAUUCCUAUUAUUCCAUUUUAUGAUGACCCUAAUGAUGAAGAACUCCAUCACUUAGUGUUUUACAUGAAAUGAUUGUCUCAGUUAGAAGACAUGAGAGUUCAAAAUUGAAAUGCAUUUCAACUAUCAGGCCUUGACUCAGCUUUUAUUGAGAAAUACCUUGAAGGAUACUAUUCCAAAUUAAGAGAUGAAGAAGCUCAUGAAAUCCACGAGGGGUAUGACGAGCAAGAAGAGUAUUAAACAUUACAGAUAGUG